Molecule: messenger RNA, 2490 nt
Organism: Scylla paramamosain (green mud crab)
Lineage: Eukaryota; Metazoa; Arthropoda; Malacostraca; Decapoda; Portunidae
Gene: Muted
Product: biogenesis of lysosome-related organelles complex 1 subunit 5-like
Exons: 5
Coding region: 47-502 (151 amino acids)
Cellular component (GO): BLOC-1 complex; transport vesicle
Source: RefSeq, a predicted model, not a curated record
GCUGAGUACGAGGUGAACCACACACACAGACGCGGCUGUAAACAAUAUGGCGGCGGCAGCGAGCGAUGUAAAUGAGGUGUUCUCUAGGUUAUUUGAUCACCGGCCAUUUCUCAAGGGGGAAAUUGAGUUUUUUAAAAAGGAAUUUGAGGAGAAGCGAGGUGACCGAGAAGUGGAGCAUCUGUUUCGCUCCUUGGAACUCAUCACUGAAAUCAAGGAAGGCCAGAUUGAGAAGAUAGUUGGCUCUUCAGACGACAAUCUUCCACGGACAAUAGCGGACAUUCAGGUUGCUCUCCACAUGUGUGAAGACACCCUUGACACAGAGACAAAAUUCAUCUCUGAAGAGCUGCUUGUUAAGAAGAGGGGUGAACGAACUGCAAGACUUGCCAAUGUUCAACAGGAUGUGCAGGAGAAACUGAAGGUGCUUGAGGAAACUUACCAAGAGAAGGAGAAGGCUAUGAGGGCUCGGUUUCAGCAGCUAGAGAGUCGUGCUGGAUGUGUUUAAGACCUGACCUGUGUGCUAUUUAUUUUUAGCUUAGUUUCAGUUUCACAACUUUUUUUUAACACUUUACAAAACAUGCCUGCCAUGGAUGACCAUAUUUCUGUUAUCCCAUCGCCAAGAUUUAAGGAAAUUUUGUUUGAGUUUAAAGAAGGUGAAGACACUCCCAAGAGCAUUAGGGAAAAAUUAGUGGCUGAAGAAGACACUGACAAGGAGAUAAAGUUAACCACUGAAGAAGUGGAAUGGUGCCACACCAAAAUCAGAGAAAGUAACAAGCCAGAGAGGAUCCACAAGCUCCUCUCGGAGAGUCAGAUCAUCUUGCCUAAAUAUGAACCUCCGCCCCGUAGCCCAGAACUGGAGGCUCGUGUCCAGAGGCUCCGCUUUGAGCAGGAGAACCGGGAAUACAAAAAUAUGACUAGAUCAGUAGAUGCCACAUAUCAAAGGGAAAAUUUAGGUCUUGGGGAAAUUGGAAAAGACAUCAGAACUGUUAAUCAGCACAUUAUUUCUGGGAUGCAGUAUCUUCUGUCUGUUGUUGGCACAUUUUUUGCCAUUUUUAUAGGAGUGGGCAUGGCCACUCCAGACUAUGGUGUGAGAGCUUUGGUGGCUACUAUAGCAGCGGUCAUUGUGGGCUUGGCUGAGCUGUUCUUCAUCAUCAGAGAGGAUGCUAAAAAGGAAAGCAAGAUUAAAAAGGAAUAGCAAGCUCUAGUUUUGCCAACAGCAUUACAAUUCAUAAUUUGUGAAUCAUGAGAGUUAAACAGUCACCUGUACAUAGGUUAAAACAGAAAUGAUUAUGGACAAUCAGCCACAAAGUACACACAUGUAUUUCUUCAGUCCUUUCUGGUCCCUCCAUACCAUGUCAAGGCCAAGGCAGUGUCUCUUCCCAUGGUGGUACUUCAAUAAGUAUUAAGGUAGCAUUUGGUCUACCAUAAGAAACAGUAUUGACUUUAUUGUACACAACUUGUAUUACAAUGAAGGAAGAUCAUGUAUAAAUUAAGUGUCUGGUCUCAUAUGAAUGUGUCCUGACACACACACACAAACACACAGAUGGUGAGUUGCAGUGAUCAGUGUCAUAAGAUAAGCAGUGGUCUCUGUCGGCAAUUAAAUUACAUUGAGAGGGGAGUCUCUCUCUCUCUCUCUCCCCUUAUGUCACUCUAUCUCCAUUUCUCUUACUACCUGAAGAAUGUGCCCAUCCUCAGAGAGAGAGAGAGAGAGAGAGAGAGAGAGAAUAAAUCAGCUCCUCUCCCAUUUCACUGUAUAACAACUACAUACAAAAUACACAGCGCUGUGCUGCUGUCUGUGAUUGUAAGUGCAAGGUGAAUGGUGUUUACACAAGAUAGUCCUGUAAAAUAAGUCUACACCACUAACCAACCUGCACAUCAAUAAAGGAAAAUGUGGAGGACCUGCCUAGUCACCUUGCUCCAGCCACUCACUGAGCUGUGGGAUUCUUGGCAUGGACUUCAUCAGUUUGAGAGGAGGACUUCAUCAGUGAGAGGAGCUGUAUACCAUCACAACUAAUGAUUCUGCUCUAGGUAAGAAAUAAUUCAUAUAAUUUUCAAAUCAGUGAUUCCUGCCAAGCCAUUCAGACUACAUGUUUUCUUGAACAAUCACUGUUUAAAGGUAUCAAUAUCCUAUAACGAGUGCAUCAGAGAAAGAGUUGCAGAAUGCUGGUACUUUAUAUACAGACUCCCAAGUAAUGGUAAGCAUGACCAUGAGUGUACUAGAAAGUACAGGCACACUGAAGCCUCCCUGUGUGGAGCAUCAACUGAGGGUUCCAACAUUUUGUGUGAUAUCACUCCUGACUGUAAAUAUAAUUUACUAGAACAUUUAUGUGUGAUAUAACCUCUGGGUGUAAAUAUUUUAAUUUAUUGUCAUACAGGCUGUGUUUGAUAUAGUACUUCUGAUAAGUCAUUCAUUUAUUGCAUUUCUUAUUCUGUGCAUCAUAGUUAAGAGCUGUCAGAAAUAUAUUCCCUAUAUAAAAAGUCUCCCCUCAGCAA